UGUUGGGGUUCAAAAACCCUCGAAGACAUGCAUUUUUCCACAGUCGAAAGCGAACGUAUUAGCCGCUCUACUCUCUUUGCUGUAAUUAUCUAAAUUCCUGCUCCAAAAAGAGUGCAGAAGUGAAGGUUGGGGAAGGAGAAAGGUUAAAGGGGUUGCAUACUGCAAUUUGCAAUGGUUGAUAUGUGGUGGUCCCUUCUUGGGGCUGCCAUUCCGGCUGUUAUUGCGGGACAAGCUUUUAGGAUGAAGAAAAAGCAUGCUGAAGAACAAAGAAUCAAGAGUGCCAGGGGAAGGGAGAAGAGUUCAGAUGAUAUCUUUGUUUGUGAGAGAGUGUGCACAUCAAAGAGAAUGUUGAAAAAGGUUGGGGCAUUUUCAAAGGAUCCUAUUCCCGAUACUUGUGUUACCGUUUGUGGUGUGUCGGAGCUUGAUGCUUGCUCUGAUGCAUGUGCUCGAACUGUUUGUGUUAACCAACAUCAAGUGCCCAACUGGAAUGACAUUUGCCUCCGGAGGUGUCAGAGUGAGUGUCUUAAGUUAUCGGCUUCUAAUUCUUCUUAAUGCGGUUCUCUUUAGAUUUUGAACAGCAGAGCAAAAUAUGGAGAACAUUUGCAUUUAGUUCCAAUGACUGCUAUUUCACUCGUAAUUGUUGGAUUUAUUUCUGUAUUUGAAAAGAUUAUUCUUUGUAUGGUUUUCAUAUUUUGAUCUC
Molecule: messenger RNA, 700 nt
Organism: Hibiscus syriacus
Lineage: Eukaryota; Viridiplantae; Streptophyta; Magnoliopsida; Malvales; Malvaceae
Exons: 2
Coding region: 172-552 (126 amino acids)
Source: RefSeq, a predicted model, not a curated record